CUUUAGCAGUGCAUAGAUUAUACGCUUAUACAUACAUUAAACACUUAAUAUGUCAAGUUUAUAAGCUAUGGUUUGGUGGAUGGUUGACGUUGAAUAAAGUGUAAAUUAACAUAUAUCUGUAUUUCUAAGCUACAUUCAACUACAUUGUAUAUUUGUAUAUUGUAUACUAAGCUAAAGUUGUGGUUUUCGCGUACCGUAUUAUUUUUACGUUUAUGUACACCGAUAUUCGCUUUGGUGAAUUCUUUAACGAUGUCUUUGUGGAUAAAAGAAAACUGUGUAUCAUUUUUCCAACUAUUUUGUAUCAAAGUAAUAAAGACCGGCCGAGUACCCCAACACAUAGCAUUCAUAAUGGAUGGAAACAGACGUUACGCGAAAAAAAAUAGUGUCGACAAGAGUACUGGUCAUCAUAAAGGUUUUGACAAGCUUUCUGAAACCUUAAAGUGGUGCCUUGAUUUAGGAAUACCUGAGGUAACUGUUUAUGCAUUCAGCAUAGAAAACUUUAAGAGAAGCAAAGAAGAAGUUGAUGCACUUAUGGAAUUGGCUCGAGAAAAAUUCCAAAAUCUCUUGGAUGAAAUUGAUCAAAUUGAUGAGUGGGGUGUACGAGUACAUGUGGCUGGGCGACUCUCAUUGUUACCGGAGCACUUGAGAAGUUUAGUUUCGAAGGUCAUGCUCGCAACCAAAGAUAACAACAGGCUUUGUUUGAACAUUGCUUAUGCCUACACAGGUCGUGAUGAAAUAAGCAGAGCAGCUUCACGUAUAAUUGACGGAGUCAAAGAAAAUAAAAUUUCUCCAGAAAAUAUAGAUGAAGAACUGAUUUCUCAAUCACUGGAUCUUGGAGAGCCUGAAUUGCUUGUUAGAACAUCAGGAGAAGUUAGGCUAUCCGAUUUUAUGCUUUGGCAGAUUUCGAAUACCGUUCUCUAUUUCACGGAUGUAUUGUGGCCAGAAUUCACGAUUUGGAAUCUAUUGGCGGCCAUUAUACAUUUUCAGAGAAAUGCACCUCCAAUAAAAGCGGAAGACACCAAUGAAACGGCGCACGAAAAGAAGGAAUUUUUGAAAUAUUUAGAGCAAAGAAGAGCUCAAGAACUAACAAAAUAUAUUAGUUGAUGUUCCGUAUUAAUACUAUGAAGUAUAUCAAACGGAACGCUUCAACUAUUUAACGUGAAUACAAUAGGCGUUAAUCACAUAGUGAUUAAUGCUACUUUGCAUCUUAAUGAUAGUAUGGUGUAUUUUUCUAAAAAGGUUAACUUUACUUCCAUAUAUUGUUGUAUAGCAGUUAAACCCAAUGUGGGCCGAAAUAAUUUUGUUUUUUUGUAUUCUAUUACAUAGUCAAACAAACAAAAUUAAGAGACUAUGUAUGUUAUGAAUAAAUAUAUACCUAAUAUAAAUAAAUUAUUAUCAAACAGUUAAUUUAUAGUUACUUGCUUUUUGUAUUGUGUUUUUAUUCCUAAGAUUUAGGUUUGGUUUUAAUUAGCAUAAUAAAUAUAAUAAAAUAUCGCAUUUAUGUGGUUGUGAAAAA
Molecule: messenger RNA, 1516 nt
Organism: Bombyx mori (domestic silkworm)
Lineage: Eukaryota; Metazoa; Arthropoda; Insecta; Lepidoptera; Bombycidae
Gene: Dhdds
Product: dehydrodolichyl diphosphate synthase
Exons: 5
Coding region: 250-1104 (284 amino acids)
Biological process (GO): polyprenol biosynthetic process
Cellular component (GO): endoplasmic reticulum; dehydrodolichyl diphosphate synthase complex
Molecular function (GO): ditrans,polycis-polyprenyl diphosphate synthase [(2E,6E)-farnesyl diphosphate specific] activity
Source: RefSeq, a predicted model, not a curated record